This is a messenger RNA of Amphibalanus amphitrite, 2579 nucleotides long. Its product is annotated as protein odr-4 homolog. The coding region runs from base 228 to 1526 and encodes 432 amino acids. Gene Ontology annotation, biological process: intracellular protein localization. The record is from RefSeq and is a predicted model, not a curated record. The transcript has 8 exons. NCBI's taxonomy places the organism in Eukaryota, Metazoa, Arthropoda, Thecostraca, Balanomorpha, Balanidae. Gene Ontology annotation, cellular component: endomembrane system.
GCUAAAGAGAACCUAGAUGAUUGGUAAAGUUUUUUGGUGUUUGGUAGCUAAACUUGGUAGCUCUUAUUGAUUCAAUAAUGAGCGACAUGCUUCGUAAGCGCAACGCAUUUUAGCAGCUGUCGUUCGUGGAUGUUUUUGUUUUUGUGGAGACUGGAGCUAUUUUAAGAAAAUAAUAAAGGAGGUUAGGACAACUUAUACGGCCGUGGUUAGGACAACACUUUGUUACGAUGGGUAGAACAGUUGUUGCUGAAAAAUAUUUAGAGUCAGAAGUCAAGACACUUGUGGGUUCUGGAGCGAAGUAUGGUCUCAUUAUUGGUCAGAACACCACAGGCAGGGCAGUUGUGGCCCAUCUAUGCUGCACACCGCCUUCCGAGGCAGCCAGUGAUUCUCCAGUGAAUGACUCUUGGAUCGCCAAACAUGCCAAGCAGGUCAUUCAGCUGCUGCCCGGUGGUAUGGAUAUACUCGGUCUGUUCGUUGUGGCCUCCCCGGAUCUCUUCAAGUCACACGAGACCCAGUUGCGCUCGGCUCUCACUGCCAUCUAUCGGGCGCUAGAGAAACUACCGCAGCUGCAUGAUACGGAGACGGACGAACGGCUCGUGGCACUGCUCGACCCGCGGACGAAAAAGGUGACAUGCCGCUCACUAGAGCUCUCCAGCCUGACCUCGUCCCUCCGACCGGCUGAGUGGCGCUUCCAGGAGUUGCGCUGGCACCGCGCGCAGAGCGCCCUCUCUGUCCAGGUGACGUCCGGAGUGGGCGUCCUGGCGGCCGAGACCAGUCUGCUGCGACAGGUUAUGACAUCUCUAGAGCCGUUUCUCUCGUCCCUGGCGGACGCCAGCUGUCUCGUGGACGGAAAACUGGUCGACGGAGACGCUCUCCUGUCGGGGGAUGACGAGAAACCGGGCAAAUCAGCCGGAAAAACGUUCGCCUUCGAUCUACUCUAUGACACAACGAAGACGCCGCCCAGUGAACAGCUGCUGGAGCCGGUGGAGGCCGUUAUCAGGAUCAACGGGAGGAUCCACUGUCUGGCCUAUCUACACACCAAGGCCACGGUCUCAGAGGCCGCUGCCGCUCUCCGUCGUGACGCCCGACGCUCUCUCGCCGCCCGCUGCCAAAUGCACUGCGAUUCGCUAGUAGAAGAACAACCCUCGGACGAGGCAGCCACGGUCCUUCACGAGCCUCCGCGUCGCGUGCUAGCACCUCUAUCCGGGUCGGCGGUACACGUUAGCGACUAUCUUUAUCCGGGUGAUACUCCAGGAGAUAGUCUUCAGACGCUUUCAGAGCUGUUUGGUCUACAGUUGGAGGUCGAUGAUGUGCUUGAUACGGUGGAGGUCGCCUCGGAGGAGCGCGCUCACUCUGAAUGUUCGUCGGCCGCGGAGGCGCUCGACGAAAUACAGGAGCAGCUUCAGCAGGCUGGCGGCGGCGGAAUCGGCUGUCUCCACCUCCUAUUGGCUGCGGCCAUUGUGGGCGUGGGCAUCCUUGUGUCGUCCCUGCUGCUGAUUGGCCCGCGGCCUCCCGGUACCCAGUGACGUCAACGAACGGCGACCGGUGAUUGGUUGACGAUGAUUUGACGUCAGUGGAGUACAUGAGGUGGGUUUGGAAUGGAAUGUUGAACUUCAUGCUUGGAGGGUGAGAUGUGUGCGUGAUAACGCAAAUAAGAACACAAUUUUAGAGAAGUUAAAUGCUUCGGUGUCAUUUCUCUUCGUCCAAUAACAUCAAACAACGACGACUGACGUGUGAAGUGAGGCAGAUAGCUGGGCGAGUUAAAAGUAACGGAUGAUGCUAGCGGUGAAUGCGGUUGGUUUGGGGCUGUUAUAUAAUUGCUUGAACGGGUGUAUAUUGUUCUGAAGGCAAGCAUUGUGAAUAUUGUGAUUGUGUGUAUGGAACCAAACGUCUUCUUUAACGUAUGAUAAAUUCAUGUUAGAAAUGUAUCGCGAAACCAGUCGUGCUUGUCUACAAUAUUGGACUGAAGUCUGUUACAGCAGGGUUAAAUAACUGUAUGGUAUCACUGUGCUGGCUAUGGUUGCGCUCUGGUGUCUAAAGGACUCGUGAACUUCUCUCGAUGACAAUACGUGACUCGUGUCGGGCGGGAAUGUGACCAAUUUAGACUGUGAUUGAUGCUAUACUUGGAUGGCGAGAACAGUUCUGCGUACGAUUUCAGUAACACAAAAUAUUAAGUUUAAGUUUAAGUUAAAUUUAAGUUUAAGUUUAAGUUAUUUGCUGGCACUUUAGUUUUGAGAGUGAUUGUUUGAAUUCAUCGGCCCAUAGUUCUGAUCAGCAAUCAAGUAAAUGUUGCAGCACAUGAUAUAAACUAUAAAGCUUUGUGAAAGAAGGAUGGCGAAGGAAUCAUUUUAAAAUGUCCUUUGGCAACAUUUAACUUCAUUCCUUUACUCCGAUAAUGCGUAUCCUAAUAUCCAAUGGCCUUCUUUUCGUCUUAUUUCGUUUAUGUGAACUAGGUACUGAAUGAUGUGCUACUGUGUAUACUUUAAAGCUGGCUGGGAGUAACUGCUCUUGCAUUGUGGUGAAAGGUGGUUUUUUGUCAUUGCAUUGAGGAGAUGUCGAAUAUUUAUUUUGCCCUGGGA